Molecule: messenger RNA, 5135 nt
Organism: Xyrichtys novacula (pearly razorfish)
Lineage: Eukaryota; Metazoa; Chordata; Actinopteri; Labriformes; Labridae
Source: the annotation of a GenBank genome assembly
UUUCUAACAACUGCUGUUAUAGUGAGUCUGCUGUAUAUCCUGAGAGGUUUCACCUGUUUUUACUGUAAAACUUUCAGCUGGUGAGUUGAAACUCAUUCGUCCUGAACAGCAUACACAUUUUUUAAAACCUUUUACAUGCUAACAACUGUCAAGCUCAACAUUUCGGUCUUCAACAACAGCUAGCUAGCAAGAAUCGUCGUUAAUAUGUUUGGGUAAGCUAAGUAGGCUAAGUAAGUUAAAUGAACAACCGAGGUAGUUUUUAUCAUAAACUGUACUAAAGCAUAAUGUCUUGGGUUUUAUCUUUUAUCUGUCAUCUCGUAUCUCAUUUACCUCUAUCUUUUUAGCUUUUGUUAUACUUGUACUCUUUUCUUAAUUAAUCUCUUGCUAAUUUCUGUUGCUCUAUUUUCUCAUUACUAUUAUUAUCAGUAUUACCUGUUAUUAUUUUAUGAAUUACAUUUUCUUUUAUAUUAACUACUUUAUGUUUUUAUUUUUGUCCUCAUGGUCUCAUUUUAUGUUGCAUGGUUCUUGUAUUGUCUGGGUUCCUUAUGACAUGAAAAUGGCCUUUAAUUCUGUUUUUCAUCUGUCUUUUUCCAUGUGCUUUCUGACUUUAUGUCAAAACACUUAGUAACUUGUUGUUGUUGUUGUUGUUAAAACCAACAGUACCAUCAUAACUUUCUUGCUGUAAUACGCAGUGGAAGUGCGCAUGUAAAGAUUAGUUGUGAAGAAUAUUAUGAGAAGUGGGAAUUAACAUCAUUACACCUAAAGGAGGAGCAAAAUUCAGCCAUCAGUAAGAGAAAGCAAGUGACUUAAAAGGGUUAUAAACUACUUUUUUUAUCCUAAGACUAAAGGCAUUUUAUCUUAUCUAAGUGUUGGAAAUGUUUGAGAUUAUACACAGGUUUGAAAGCUGAAUAUGGAACCAAAUAAGUGCUGCUCCUUUUAUAUGAUAUGGGAAAUGUACUGUAUUGUUUGUGGUCUUAAUGCAAGUGGAACAUAUCCAGCAGGAUUUCCAGUACUUGAGUCCAAGAUAAAUUUCCCCAGGGGGACAACUAAUUAUGUUGUAUCAUAUUGUGUUGUAUCCUUUUGUGAUGUACUGUUUAGUAUGAUAUGUCAAAGUUUUAUUUAACUCAAAGGUCAUCCACAAGGACAUUCUUGCAUAUACUAAUGUAAUAUUUUCUGUGAACAGCAUGGAAUUACUUUUUAUUUAUACCCAUUAAAGACCAUUCAAGCCAUGCCGAGGGGAAGAUCUGCUACAAGUGCCCGCUCAUACACAAGUGAAAUGGAUGCUGAUGGCACUGGUAAUGUUGGACAUGUUUCUGUUAUAAGAUAUGAAGUCUUGGUUAAGUAAUCUUGUUUAGCCAGUCACAGAGGUGAGGCAUUUUUAACAUCCAUAUGGUGUCUUUAUUUAUGUAGAAUCAGAGAUGGCCAAACUGCAGAGACAAUUCAAAAUCAUGGAAGGAGAUCGGCAGGCGUACAGUAUUCAGGCCCAGGAACAGAUCCGCAAACAAAAGUGAGUAUGCACAACAGCAAUACACCACAAAGUUAAACCAAAGUAUGUUGUUUUAAUUUGCCUGGGUGGAUGUUUAUGUGGGUGAAGACAGGAGAUAGAGAAGCUGCAGACGGAGCAGGAGGAACUGCAUCGAAACCUUGGGUUGUGUAAGAGCUUGUCACGCCAACAACAGGAGAGCGAGGAUGCCCAGAGUCUUCAAGCUCUGCUAGGGCAGAGGGACAUGCUGGAGGAGGAGCUGAGAAAGGAGAAGAUUUGUCAAAAUGAAGUCGAGAAAGAGGUUCAUAAAUAAAUUUUUACUCUGUGUGAAAUCAAUUCAAGAUUCCUUAUUUCUACUAAUGAUUUUGUUGUAUAUUGUGGCUAUAAUGUGGGCAGAUAUCAAGCAUGGAGUUGAAGAUGGCAGAGGUGCGAAAAUGCAAAGUCAGUGCUGGUACUGCACAACGAAAUGAGGUUCAGCAAUCACAGAAAGCUAUACGCACUUUGGAAUACAGAUUGGACAGGGUGAGUACCAAAACUGAGUACUACAAGAAAAAAAAACAGUUGUGCACACCUGCAAGUCUGUGUCUUUUGUGUCUGGUCUAGGCUUUAACCCGCUUCAACGAGCAGCUAAACAACAACAGCCACCUGCGAGAGGAGCUGCAGACUCUUCAAAUUGAGCGUGCCCGUUUCCAGCAACUUAAAAACAGGCUGGAAAAGGUCAGAGGUCAUACUAUAGAUCUUGUUGUGUAUUAUACAUUUUUACUGUGGUGUCAUCGUUCUCUGAUUCUUGUAUUGCAGGAGCUUCACAAUCUCCGUAAGAAGAUUGGGGAAGUUGUCACCCAGUCCACUGCUGCUUAUGAUGCUAGGUCAGACCUGAGACAGUUUUGUAGAGUAAUGUUAUGUCCUAUAAUCUUGGCUAUUUUAAGAAUUACACUCUUUACUCCAGGGUGGAGGCUCAGUCCAAAAUGACCAUGAUGAAGGAGAAGGCAGAGAAGGAUCUCACCCAGUAUAACGCUGAGAUGAAGGAACUGGAGAGGGUUAUCGCACAUGAGUUCAGCCUGAAAGAGUUUAUGACCACCAAGUGCAGCGAGAAGAGAGGACAUGAUGAGGGCCAUGAGACUGGACACAGACAAUGUAAGACCUCUAGUGUUUGAGCAUAUAUUGUUGCUGCGUAUCUAUACUACAUUCAUAUUCAUAGUCAAAUUUUGUGAGCACUCUGGGGAACAUUAGCCAACGAUAAAUCACAUAAGCACAGCCCAGAAAAAUGAAUCUCAUUUGCUCUUAAUGCAGCAAAUAUAUAAAGGGCCUCAUUAAAAGGUUAAAAGGACAUUACUGAAAGUCCUCUGUAGCCAUAUUAAAGAAAUAGUUAUGUUAUUGUUCUUUUUUAAGGGGGGUUGUGUAAGGGACUUUCCAGUAGACAGUGCAUUACCCAGGGGAUGUCAAUCACUUAGGUCCCUUUGUCCUUUGUUGAUAUUGGGUAUCAGCUGCUGCAGACAGGGUCAGCACUUACUGUUGACAUGUACCUCAUGCAAUUCCACUUAGAGAAAACUGAUCUAUCUCUUUAAGGUGAUUGUUGGAUUCUUUUAAAUCCUCUGCUUUUACACCAAGACUUGUACAUUCAGUAUACAUCUCAUUUAAUUUGACUGCAAAAAAAAAAAAAAACUUAAGUGUGAAACUCUGCGCAAAAAGGAGGAUACAUGUCUGCUGUGAUGAUUCUGAUCUGUUUGAUGUUUCCUCCAGUGUCAGCACCAAAGGUGCAGAGGAGGAUGGACUCCGGAGAAGAGUCACGGGAUGCUCUGGAGGAGGUGUUUGAGAAGAUCAAGACUGUGACGGGGGAGGACAACCUGGACUUGCUGGUCUCGAGAUUCAUCCAAGGUGGGUCUUAAAACACAUUUCUUUCACACUCACCUCUACACAAAAAACAAAACCUUUGGUUUGGGGAGUUCAUUUUUCAUAGAUUGUAACAGGAUUUGUUUGAGCAUGUGUUAAUCAUAUAACUGCUGUUAUUAUUAGAAAAUCAAGAAAAAUCAGAGAAAAUGAUGUCUUUUUGUCUCACUUGUGUUUUGCUUUGUAGUUGAGGACCGGAACUUCGCACUCUUUAAUUUUGUAAAUGAGCAAAACAAUGAGGCUGAGGUUCUGAGGGAUCAAAUUAGCCAGGUGAGCUUUUUUUCUACUCCUACUUAUGAUGUGGUGGGGCAAAUUAGAUUUCAGUGCUUAAAGACAACAAUAAACCGGUAUUGAAACAUCUUAAAUCAAAGUGUUCAGCAACUUUUAGUAAAUUUUAGAGAGAGGUUUAUUUAACAUCGUUAUAGCAAGUCAAAGGUAAGUAACCAAUAAGGGUUAAUGUAGUUAACUUAUUUUUCUGAUGUGUGAACCUGCAGAUACAGUCAGAGAUUGAGCAAUUUGGAGAAACAGCUUUGCAACAGGAGCGAGAGCAUCAAUGUCUGCUUCGCGGCUUUGAUGAGAAACGAAAAGAGAUCGAGUACCAAGCUGAGGACUACGAACAACGAGCCAGCAUCUUGAGCCAAAUCCUGGACCAGAUUAAAACAGGUUUGGCUGUGAUUUGUGUCAAAGUACACAUCCAAAAAAAUGCCUCCUGAAAGUCACAGGGAAUAGCAGAACUGUGCGAGCUGAUUUUUCUUAAAUUUAUAUUUUUAAUCUAAGUGUUUACAUAUGACAGCCUCAACUAGAACAUCACACACAAAAAAAGGAAGCAGUGAAGUGAACUUCUGACUUUCAUUUCCCACAGAAGUGAACAGCAUCGUCUCAAAAAUAGACUGUGACCGCUCAGUGAUCGAGGAUAAACUCGGCUCCUCUGCAGGGAUCAGUGAGAACAAUAUAAUGUCCUACUUGGGUUUGGUGGAGCAGAAGACCAAUGAGUUACUUACUAUACAAGCGUUCCUCAACUCUAAGGUGACCUAUGCUAAUGUCUUAUAUUUGAAUAUUCAACAAAAAUUCCCCUUUUUCUUCACACAAACUGUGUUUCUCUUUCUAAAACUUAGGAUCUGGAAAAAGACUACAAUCCAAAAGACCUUGCUAAAUUUCUUUUGGGUCAAAAUCCAGAACUGCUUCAGCAGAAUAUAAGCAUCCAACCUGCAAUUGACAGGUGGGUCUGCUGUUAAUCCAUUUUGAAACCUACUUUUAAGAUAUUGGUCAUCGUUACAUACUUUGUGGGUGUAAUCAUAUUUUUGUGUUGUUUGGACUUCUCAGUUUGGAGUACGAUGAGUCUCCGGUCACAGAUGAGGAGGAGCGACCGCUUUCACAGGGGGAACUUCGCAGACGGAUAAUGAAAAGGGUCAGUGCUGUUCCGAAUAAAUAAUCAUACUUGGUGAUCAACUUUUAAGACCCAAUUCCUUCUUCGAUGUGGUUGACAGGUUCAGCAGAAAGAAAGUUCCCAUCGGCAGGCUGCAGCCAAAGCCACAAAGAUCUGACUGGGGACUAAGCCCACUGGACGGGGCACUGAUCCAGACCACUGACCUGUGCUGGAGUUGACAUUCACACUGAAAUGAGACACUCAGUCUGACAUUGAAAGGCCUGAUUUCAUUGAUUACUGUGAUACGGGGGCCAUGACCACUCAUCAAAUUACAUUGAUUGGCAGUUUUAAAAUGUUGUAGUCUGCAGAUGCACAGAUGUAAAGCUUGAUUGUGUUGUU